Messenger RNA from Rhododendron vialii, 1407 nucleotides. RefSeq names its product ATP-dependent 6-phosphofructokinase 3-like. Gene Ontology annotation, molecular function: 6-phosphofructokinase activity. The transcript is spliced from 6 exons. NCBI's taxonomy places the organism in Eukaryota, Viridiplantae, Streptophyta, Magnoliopsida, Ericales, Ericaceae. Gene Ontology annotation, cellular component: cytoplasm. Bases 347 to 868 code for a protein of 173 amino acids. The record is from RefSeq and is a predicted model, not a curated record. Gene Ontology annotation, biological process: glycolytic process; fructose 6-phosphate metabolic process.
CCAAGUUCCAGUUGGGCCCUUCGCAACUUGUCGUCUGCGUGGUUAGGUCGUGGGUGGUUUGGUCAUUCCGCUCAGCCUAACCUGUGUCCAGCUGUUGCCAUCCGAAGCUGCUGCGGGAUUUGGGAUGGAUCUCAUGCGUUGCUAUUUCAGCUUUCUUUCUUUUUUCUUUGGUACGCUGCUGGUAGAUGUUGUGCCCUAGAGGUGGGUUAUGGUUGGUUUCUGCUACUGAUUUCUCUCCUCUCCUCUUCUUCUUCUGUUGCGUGGAUCGUCGUCAGGUCGUCUCGAAGGCUUAUGUUGAAAUGAGGAUCAUACUUAUGGACAAAGAUUGAAAAAUUCCAACCACCAUAUGCCUGGGGCUCAAAAAACAAAAUUAUUAGUUGACAGCAUUCAAGACCAGGGUAUGAAUCAGGUUUACAUUAUUGGAAGAGACGGUACUCAGAGAGUGGUAUCAGUGAUCAAUGAGGAAAUCAGAAGGCACGGUCUUAAAUUUGCAGUUGCUGGAAUGCCUAAAACAAUUGAUAAUUACAUUCCGGUAAUUCUUCUGUCCUUUGGCUUUGAUAGUGCCAUUGAGGAGGCUCAACGUGCCAAAAUUACAGCACACGUUGAAUUUGAUAGUAUUGAAAAUGGACUUGGCCUUAUGAAGUUAAUGAGUCGCUACAGUGGGUAUAUUGCAAUGUAUACUACUCUAGCCAGUCGAGAUGUUGACUGUUGCUUGAUUCUAGAGUUGCCCUUACAUCUCGAAGCACCAGGCGGACCUUUUGACUACAUAGAGAAAAGACUUAAGGAAAACAGACAUACGGUUAUUGUCAUAGCCAAAGGUGCAGGACAACAAAAGGAGUUGGAGGCACCAAGUAUGCAUAAUUUCUGACUAAUUGGUAGUCUUACAUUCUACUGAAACAUCAACUUAGUGAAAAAUAAAAUUGGAAAAAUUGGCAAGCGAUCAAUUUUAUCCGACUUGUUCUUUUUAAAAGGAGAGUUAGAUAUUAGUCAUAAAUCCCAGCUACUUAUGUAUAUGAAACAAACUUGUGCAACCUAAUUUUGUUACGCCUUUUGUAAUCAAUGACGUGUAGCCUAAUUCCAUUAGGCCUUCUAUAAUCUGAAAUAUCGCAUACUUAUGUAUAUGAAAUUUAUACAACCUAUGCAAGUAGUGAUUGCUAUCAAAACAUUACUAUCAUUUUAUGGAAUCUGGAGUCGCUGCUACAUAUUUAUUAAAUAUGUAGCAAUCACUACUUGACUAUCAAAGCUAUCAAGGUAACAUGUGUUUAUCAAUUGAAACACAUUUGGUAACAUUUUGUAGUCAGUUUAUUGCAUUUGAUUUUUUAUAUAUAUUCCUUUGGGUGAUGGCUCUUGUUUUCUGUCAUUGUCCCAAUUUUUGCAGUGAUUGAUUUCAUGUUUUGAAGCCUUAAC